UAUUUAGCUUUGAAGAUUAUUUUAGAACUAAAUUAAAUGGUAGUGCUUGUGACUUUAAGGCAAUCCUUAAAUUGAGGAGCAAAAUAAUAAGCACUCAAACUCCUUUUUCAAGUCACUCCUAAUUACUUGUUAAGAGCAAAUUCAAAACUUAUGGAGCUUUCAUCUCCACAUUCAACUUCUCCCUAUGUGACAGCACCAACAAGCCCAAGUUGUUACCAUAGCGCCCCUGCUAGCCCAGGUAAAAGGGUUGAUGGUGGUGAUUUUGAAUUUGAAACAAGCAAAAAGUUUGAUACAAGUUUUCAUGAGAACUUUGAUCAAUCGUGGGAUGGGAAACAAAGAGAGAUGGCAUUUGCGGAUGAGCUUUUCUCUAAUGGUCAUGUCAUGCCCCUUAAACUACCACCAAGACUCCAAUUCGAACGAUAUACUAACCAACGAUCGAUUACAUGUUCAACUAUCUCUCCAAGUUCUAUGGUUAAGUCCCCGUUUGCUCGACGGGACGUCGAUCCUUUUGUUGUUGCCAUGCAAAAGGUAAUGAAGGAAGAAAAUAGCACUUCAAAUCAUCACCAUAGGCGCACAAGGUCACAUUCACCAUUUAGAGUACAAAAUUUGGAAUGGACUAUUGAGGAGAUGAGAAAAGAAAUUGUUUCCAUGUCACCCAUUCAGCCUUCAAGCCCUAAUACAAGAAACCCCAUUGAGUCCAAGGCCAAGGGAGCAUCCUAUGGAAGAUGGGUUCUAAACCAUUCUAUGACUAUUGGGCCAACCUCAAAAGAAUCCAAGAACUUGCUUUUUGGAACAAAAGAACCCAAGCUCAAGCCCACUUCAAAUGGUGUGGCCCAAAACUCUAAUGAAGGGGAUGUGUUUGUGCAAACCAAAAUGCAAAAAUUCAAAGGAAUGCUAGUGAGAUAUGCAACAUUUGGGAAGGAGAACAAUGAAGGAAAGAUGAUAAAUCCAAUUUCAGCACUGUGGAAGCCCAAUUACUUCAAGAAGUUGAGUUUCAAAUUCAAGGGGAAUAAAAAGGUAAAUGGAGGGGAGUCAAAGUUGGUGAUUGUGAAGUACAAACCAGCACUUUGUUUGGGUUAUGGACUUGAAAGUCCUAGGAAUAUGGAGCAAGCUUAGAUAAAGAGAUAAUCCAUCAAUAGUGUUUGUGGUUCUUUAUUUUUUUUCUGAAAUGUAAACUUGAAAAAAUUACUUAAACAGUGGAAGGAAAGAGUG
Messenger RNA from Solanum dulcamara, 1212 nucleotides. RefSeq lists its product as uncharacterized. Lineage: Eukaryota; Viridiplantae; Streptophyta; Magnoliopsida; Solanales; Solanaceae. Bases 151 to 1116 code for a protein of 321 amino acids. The transcript has a single exon. The record is from RefSeq and is a predicted model, not a curated record.